Molecule: messenger RNA, 244 nt
Organism: Chelonoidis abingdonii (Abingdon island giant tortoise)
Lineage: Eukaryota; Metazoa; Chordata; Testudines; Testudinidae
Source: RefSeq, a predicted model, not a curated record
AUGGACAGCGCGGCAGCCUUCGGCGUGGACAAGCAGUUCGGCCCCAGCCCCGGGCGGAUCCCGGAGCCGCCUGACAACCCGCAGGGCAGGAAAAACUUCAGUGUCAGCCACCUCCUGGACCUGGAGGAAGUGGCGGCCGGCAUGAACGGGCGCAAGGAGCCCGGCGCGGAGGCGAGGGACGGCGCCAAGGGGCUGCAGGAGCCGUCCGGCGGCAGCAGCGGCAGCGAGGCGGCCCCCCAGGACA